This is a messenger RNA of Leptosomus discolor (cuckoo roller), 1037 nucleotides long. Lineage: Eukaryota; Metazoa; Chordata; Aves; Leptosomiformes; Leptosomidae. The record is from RefSeq and is a predicted model, not a curated record.
UGUGGAACCUGGAGAGUGGGAGGUGUCUCAGGACUCUGAAGCACAACAGUGCUGUUUGGGUGGUUAAGAUGGAUGGUACACAUGUUGUCAGCGGGUGUGACCGAGGGCUGGUGAAAGUCUGGUGUGCUGAUAGGGGCACUCUGGUCAAAACAAUAGAGGGGCACCAAGGCCCAGUUAAGUGCUUGUCCUUUGAUCAGUGGCAUCUAGUCACAGGAAGCACCGACAGAUAUGUCCUGGGAUGGAGCAUGUUGGGAAACCUUAAGAGAUGCCUAAUAGCCUUCCGCCACCCGAAGGAAGUUCUGUCUCUGGAGUUCCUCUAUCUCAGAGUCAUCAGUGGCUGUGCUGACGGAAAGAUUCGUAUAUUUAACUACUUGACUGGAAGCUGCUUGAAAGUGUUGAUGGCCAACAGCAGAGGAGACCCCAUAUCUUCUUUCUAUGUUGCAGGAAACAGGAUGGUGAUCAAUUCACCAACCCGCCUGUUGAUGUUCCAGUUUGAGGACAUCAGGUGGGACUAUACCUUAGGUGCUGACAGAGAGAUGCUGAAAAACUCCUUGCAUGGACCCACUGUGAAUUCCUCCAUCCCUGCUCCCUCCAUUGUACGUCCCAAGACAAGCUGUCGUUUGCUGCGAGAAAAGAAAGCUCACAGUGGUCACAAUAAAGUCAUUCCUCUCCCUGAAGAUGGAGUUCAUCUUAUCGAUCCCUUUCCAGCUGUUUCUGAACUGAUCAAAUCAACACGUGUCAUGAUUGCACAAAUGGAAACCAAAGUAAUUUCCAGGAGAAAAAAGCCCUUUUGUCCAUAUGCUGUAGACCCUGCCCAGAGUGACAGUGGGUUCAGGCUUCUGACAGGAAAACAGAAGGAGGCGUACGAGGCAGCUGCUGUAGCUCAGUGUCAGGCACAGCAGGCAAAGCUCGCAGAGGAUCAGCAAAGAGCAUGCAGGAAGGCCUGGUUAAGGAAAAUGAAAGGCCUACCUACAGACUCUUCUGCUGAGGAGGGGAAAACAGCCGCUCCUGAACUUGGGCUUAAUACAUUUAUCUGA